Molecule: messenger RNA, 2769 nt
Organism: Cuscuta epithymum
Lineage: Eukaryota; Viridiplantae; Streptophyta; Magnoliopsida; Solanales; Convolvulaceae
Source: the annotation of a GenBank genome assembly
AGAAAACGAGUAGAGAAUAUAUAUAUAUACUUACUCGCCGGAAAAAUACACAUAUAUAAAUUUACGUAAGAAAUUGCCUAUAAACAAGAGAGGAGGGUCGUGAGAGGUCUAGGAAUAUUUCCCAAUAAAUUCCAGACCGAUUCGUAGUCACCGGAGCAUCCUAGAGGUCACCGGAGUUGCAAGCCAAGGAAAUGGGUCUUCAGCAAGUGCGGAAAUUUGGCCGUAGAUAGGGGUGGCGGAGCUUCUCCUCGACGUCAGGAUCAUUUUGCAACUUGAAUCGUUUAAAUCCGUUACCUAAGAAGAAUUCAAGUGAAGAUCAAGCUAGAGAUUUUAUUAAGGAGAUUAUCGCAAUUUAAGAUGAUUAUGAUUAUGAAGAUUGAUGUACUUGCUGCCCGAGUGUUCCGCUAGUUGCACACGUUUGAUUAAUUAUUGUUGUUUAAAAUUGUAAUCCAUAAACUUGUUUUAAGUUUUAUCCGAUGGCUACUUGAAUUUAUGGUGGAUAGCCUGUGCACUCAAUCAUGUAUAGGUUGAGUGUGGCGGUGACACACCUGUUUUUCCAUUAAAGACUUCCGCUGUACUCUAAAUAUGUUUUAUAAUAAAGAUGUUUUCAUUUCAAAAUGUUAUUUUAUUUUGGUGGGAAAAAUGGGGGUGUUACAAGUUGGUAUCAGAGCCUUAGGUUUUCCAAAGGGAUUAGAACACGAGGUAAUAGGUUGUAUGGAGAAAUUCUGUCACCAAGACGAUAAGAGUCUAAGGCUGUUGGUUCUUAAUUGAGCCUUUGCGCUCGUCCAACUACCUGGGAAUUUCUCCUUGUGCUGAAACUUCGUCGUUCGAAAUCGUUGAAGGAAACCUUUGAAAUUGUACCUUCAAAAGGGAGAUUUUCAAAUAUUUUUAAAAUUAGGAAAGAUAAUAUAGCUAGGAAAUGGCCUUUUAGGAACGUGGUGAGGACCUUGUGAGUAUUUAUUUUCCUUACAUGUAUCAUGUAUGUGAUAAUUAUGCUAAUUGUGGGCCCAUAUGAGAAAUGGGAACCCCAAAUGCUAAAUGGAAUGCCUCAUAAGGCAAAAUUCCUAAGUGGCUAAGGUAUGUACAAACAUUAUGUGCGAAAGUGAUCUUAUGUGAAGUAUGAAUCCUCUGUAUGAUUGUUAUGUACAUUUUUAUAUAUUCUUGUUACAUAGCCUAUGGAAUCCUUAGUUGAACUAGGAUCCUUAGGAGUAAAAUAUAGAAAUUCUUACACGAAUACUUUGUGUCAUCAAGAUAUCAUGGCACCAAGAAGAGACCCUGAUAACACGCCCACCAAUGCUGAGUUGGCACAAAGCGUUCAGCAACUGGCACAAUUUAUGCACACACUGGGUGCUACUGUGCUCCAGAACAACCAAAACCAGAACAACGGGAAUGAUGCCGCAAAACGAGUGGCAUCUCGCAACCCUCCAAGCUUUCAUGGGCAAGAAGAUCCUCGUAUCCUCGAGAAUUGGCUCCGACUCUUUGACAAACUCUUCGACGCGGUGAGCUGUCCGGAAGAGCAAAGGGUUGACAUUGCUGUUUACUAUUUACAGCAAGAGGCAGAUAACUGGUGGGUCUCAUCAGGCCCAACUUUACGUCAACAACCUGACUUCAAUUGGGAAGCUUUCAAGAUUGCCAUGAGGAAACGUUUUUAUCCUGCACACGUUCAGGCCACCAUGCGUGAUGAAUUCAUACAUUUGAAACAGAUGGGCAUGAGUGUCCAGGAAUAUCACAAUAAAUUCGUGGACCUCGCGCCAUUUGCGAAAACAAUAGUGCCUGAUGAAAGCACCAAAGUUGAGAAAUUUAUCUACGGAUUAAACUAUGAUACGCAGAAAAUCGUCGCUGUUUUGGGUUGCCAAACUCUGACUGAAGCUUAUGAUAGAGCUGCAGUUCACUAUCGAGUUCAGCAACUACAAAGAGAGAGGAACCAGAAGAUGAAGAGGGACGAAGAUGGAGGUCGAGGAGAAAAGAGGGUCAGAGUGCAACCACCUACACAGCAACAAGAAGGGAGGAGGAGGAGAGAUGACCAAGGUGGAAGAAAUUUCCACGGUCAAAACCAACAAAAUGAUCGAAGAGUUGCUCCCAGAGAUAGACACUUCUACUGCAAGAGGUGCGGGAGAGAUCAUCCUGGUGUUAAUUGCGAUGGAAGCCUGACAAAAUGUUUCAAUUGUGGGAAGCUAGGGCACCGAACCUUCGAGUGUCUCUCAAAGACCAAUGGGGCACCAGUGCACCAGGUGCAAUACCGUGAUGGAGGAAGGCCAGAUAUGAACCAAGCUGGGCCAAAUGGAGGACAAAAUAACAACAAUGCCGCCGCCAACAACAACCGCAACCCUCGAGGAGGAGGGGAGAAUAAUCAUGGCAAUGGCAAUGGCGGGAACAAUGGCAACGGCGGAAACAACGGCAACCGUCCGAACCAAGGGCGAAUCAUGGUGAUGAAUCAGGCCCAAGCCAAUGCUAAUGAUGUGGUUUCAGAAGAAGAAUUCAAGUGAAGAUCAAGCUAGAGAUUUUAUUAAGGAGAUUAUCGCAAUUUAAGAUGAUUAUGAUUAUGAAGAUUGAUGUACUUGCUGCCCGAGUGUUCCGCUAGUUGCACACGUUUGAUUAAUUAUUGUUGUUUAAAAUUGUAAUCCAUAAACUUGUUUUAAGUUUUAUCCGAUGGCUACUUGAAUUUAUGGUGGAUAGCCUGUGCACUCAAUCAUGUAUAGGUUGAGUGUGGCGGUGACACACCUGUUUUUCCAUUAAAGACUUCCGCUGUACUCUAAAUAUGUUUUAUAA